GAAGAGAAGAAGAGAGAAAUGGCCUUUUUAGUAGUCAGGCCCACUAGGGUUUUUUGUGUCUACCUUGCAUGUUUUCUUGUUACCAUGUUGUCAUUGGUGUCCAAUGGGUCAUGUCAUGCAAAACUAUCAUCCACGUUCUAUGACAAGGCGUGCCCUAAUGCGCUCUCGACGAUCCGGUCCGCCGUGAGGACGGCCAUCUCACGUGAGCGUCGGAUGGCCGGAUCUCUCAUUCGGCUCCAUUUCCAUGAUUGCUUCGUCCAGGGGUGCGACGGUUCGCUCUUGCUCGAAGACACUUCUUCAUUCACGGGCGAGAGGGGUGCAUUUCAGAAUUCAGGGUCAGUGAGAGGUUUUGAAGUGGUCGAGGAGGUGAAGUCUAGGGUGGAGAAUGUUUGCCCAGGGGUUGUGUCUUGCGCCGACAUACUUGCAGUCGCGGCACGCGAUGCAUCCGUUGCUGUAGGUGGACCAACAUGGAAAGUGAAGCUGGGAAGGAGGGACUCGAGGACAGCGAGCCAAAGCCAAGCAGAAAGUAACCUUCCUAGGGCUUCAGACGACCUCAGCGUUCUCAUUUCCUUAUUCAAAAGGAAGGGUCUCAACGCAAAAGAGAUGGUUGCACUCUCAGGCUCGCAUACGAUUGGCCAAGCACAAUGUGUAACAUUCCGAAAUAGGAUCUACAACGAGACCGACAUUGAUGCUGGCUUCGCAAGUACUCGCCGACGUGGGUGUCCAUCCAAUGGUGGUGACGCCAAUUUGGCUCCAAUCGAUCUAGUAACACCGAACUCCUUCGACAACAACUACUACAAGAACCUCAUUAAGAGAAAGGGUCUCCUCAAGACAGACCAGGUUCUCUUCAGUGGAAGCUCCACUAACAAUUUCGUGACCAAAUAUAGCAACAACCAGGCUGCUUUCUACUCUGAUUUUGCCGCAGCUAUGGUCAAGAUGGGCGACAUUGAUCCUCUCACUGGGUCUUCUGGGGAGAUAAGGAGGAGAUGCAAGUCAAUCAAUUGAUGUGUACUUAAGUUCAAAUUGGUUUAUUGAUAGUAAGUGUGCAUGUGUCUUGCAUGGUUUAAAAAAUUUGAAAACAAUCGACUCAUCUGUGUCAACUCGACUCGACUAGAUUUCACCAAGACUCAGAGGAAAUUUUGAUCAGGUCACAAUUGGGUAAAAACCGAAGAUAAGCGCCUGAAAAAACUCAAUCAUGAGUUUUCAAGUUGACUUGAUUGAGUUUUGAGUUGAGUCGAGUUUUCAUCUUUUUAAACAAUGUUGUGUUAUAGGGUAAAGAGAGUUGGGUGAAGGUGUUUUUCACUACCACAAGUAUGGUGUGUGUUUGUGAUUGUUAUGUGGUGUCUUGAGUCUUUAUUUCUUAAUAUCAUUCAUCUCAUUUUCUAUGUUUUAUCCCAUUUAAAAAGUUCUCCUUGAGAAAUAGUAAUAUUGAAGAUAAUCUCUAAAUUGCUUUCAUUGAGAUAAUUGUUUUAUAAUUUGUAGUUAUACAGUGUUGAUUUACAUAAUAAAGAAAAGACAAAUUUGUCAGA
Molecule: messenger RNA, 1529 nt
Organism: Magnolia sinica
Lineage: Eukaryota; Viridiplantae; Streptophyta; Magnoliopsida; Magnoliales; Magnoliaceae
Product: lignin-forming anionic peroxidase-like
Exons: 3
Coding region: 19-1005 (328 amino acids)
Biological process (GO): hydrogen peroxide catabolic process; response to oxidative stress
Molecular function (GO): heme binding; peroxidase activity
Source: RefSeq, a predicted model, not a curated record